AUGCCUGACGCGGCCCAGCAGCUGCUAAGUGCGCGGACAGCGCAGCGAAUUCAUGAGCAAGUGACUCGUGAGGUUUUUCGACUCGCUGGCCGUGAUCCCGAUCAUCACAUGGAAUGCUUCAAGGCUUGCUUAAAGACUAUCGAGGACACCAAAGUCGUCGAGGCAACUGACUAUGCUAUCUGGCAGAGCCAGGAGCCGAUCGCUAGUCCCCUGAGAGAAUUCUACAAUACCAACCGAACCACCAAGAGCGGCAACUUUUACAUGCUCCCAGCAACGACCGCCGUGGCUAUUGCUGCCAUUCUGAACCUGAAGCACGUCGUCAUCAACUCUAACGGCAACACCAAACACAUCGUCAGCUCUGUCUCCGAGACUGCUGUGUGGGCUUACCUUGGUAUUGCUAUCGAUGUAUGGCCUCAGACUAGUGAAUCUCAGUUCUUCAUCAAGAAGUCUGAUGAAGGUUCAAAGUCUCCAACAGUUGGAAGGUUCGCCCGCGGAAAGUUUGCAGUCACAACCAAUAUCCCUGGAGAAACUAUCACCUCUCUGAUGCUUCUUACUAUGGCGAGAUUCAAUGGCUGGAUCAAGUCAGUGCCGGGUGCCCCUUGUCUGAAGAAGGGGACUGUCGACGCGCCGCAGAUCAUCCACCGCCGUCAAGCACUGAGCCAAGGCAAGGAAAUCCUUGAGAAACUCGGAAAUCGAAAGUACAAGCAAAACGAUCCAGCUCUCAUCCGAGAGGUGAAGGCAUGGCUCUCGGAGCCCAUCAUCCUCGCGAAAUCAUGGUUGCCAAUCAUCAAGGACGCAGACACGGACUUAUCAGUUUACAAAUUCAUGGGCAAGACCGGUGCCACUCUUGCCUCCCUGGUGUCCGAUGAAAUCGACUACAUUCAACUGGCUCAACAGGUCAAUGAUUCAGAAUCAACUGCAGCUAAGCCCGGUUGCCAGUCGUUCCAGCAAGUUUUUGGACCUCCUUGGAACGAAUGUCUUCUCAACCAGGAAGCCGACGGUACCAAGAACAUUAUUGUUGGCGCUCUUCAGCGUCUCUUCGAUAAUAUUGCUUAUGUCGUUCCUCGAACGCACUCUUUGUACGGUGCUUUUCUUGACAUGGCUUCCAAGAUGGACAUUGCUGUCAUGUCUUCCCUCGACCUUGAUCUUGUCCGAGCCAAAGAUCGUCACCAGAAGCGGCUGAACAUCAACGACGAUCUGUUAUACCGCAACGAAAUCAUGACAAAUGUGGCCGAAGCAAUCGGAAGACUCGAGCGUGGGUCAGCAUCGCAGGAACGACUUCUACGUUCAAAGCUCUGCUCGAUCCUCGACGCAGCUGAUGCGCUGAUCCUGAAGGAGAACCUUCCGCGAGACAUCAGCAUCGUGAUCUCAGCCAACAACCAUGAGGAAUAA
Messenger RNA from Fusarium fujikuroi IMI 58289, 1392 nucleotides. RefSeq lists its product as uncharacterized. Lineage: Eukaryota; Fungi; Ascomycota; Sordariomycetes; Hypocreales; Nectriaceae. Bases 1 to 1392 code for a protein of 463 amino acids. The record is from RefSeq and is a predicted model, not a curated record. The transcript has 4 exons.